Molecule: messenger RNA, 562 nt
Organism: Adineta steineri
Lineage: Eukaryota; Metazoa; Rotifera; Eurotatoria; Adinetida; Adinetidae
Source: the annotation of a GenBank genome assembly
AUGUAUACUUCAGUUCUAAAUGAGCAUAAAUUUCGUCAAUUAAAAUCUUGUGUUAGACAAAAACCAGUUGAUAUUAUAAUUCAAUCAAAUAUCGGGUUAACACAUCCAUCCGUCAUUCUAGUACGUGAUCGUUUACAUGAUAUAUUUCCUGAUAUAAAAAUUCCACUUGAAUUUAUCGGAUGGCAUAUUCGUCAAUCAACUUCUAUUGAAACUAUUUGUUCAAAUUUUGUUGCUGAAAUUCUUUCUUUUGGUAAAGUAACUGAUCCAACAAAAGAUUCGAAUUCAAUUGAAAAAUCAUCAGCUACUUCUACUACAACUAUAGCUGCUACUACUACUACUGCUUCUGCUUCUACUGCUGCUACCACUGUUAUUACACCAUCAACAACGACUAAAGAUGAUGUACUUCAAACACUCUAUGAUGUUUUCAAUUCCAUUCCACAUGAUCAUAUUGAUAAUGUUUAUAUUCGUUUAAAAAAUAGUUCAAAUGUAAAUUGGUAUGAUGAUAUUGUUAAUGAAUUAUUAUCUUAUAAUGAAGUGAAACCUGUAACAUCUAAACGAUCAU